Molecule: messenger RNA, 926 nt
Organism: Rhodamnia argentea
Lineage: Eukaryota; Viridiplantae; Streptophyta; Magnoliopsida; Myrtales; Myrtaceae
Exons: 3
Coding region: 65-760 (231 amino acids)
Source: RefSeq, a predicted model, not a curated record
GCCUAUAUAAACCAAAUCACAUUCUAGUCUGCUAAUUAACAAAGGGAUCCCUAGAAGAGAAGACAUGAAGAAGGUGCGCAUCCGAUGGCCGAGAUUUUGCGCUGCUUGUGCCGUCGAUGACAGCGGCGCCGGACUCAAGAUCAACCAUAGCUCUUUUCGAAGCAGCAGUGACGACGGUGAGGCCCCGAACCCCAGAUUCUCGGGCGGUGGCGAAGAUGGUGUCUCCUCGGGUGGCGGCCCCGGCAGUGGCGGCGGGGGAAACAGGGUGAUGGUGGUGGUGGACUCGAGCCCCGAAGCAAAGGGCGCUCUUGAAUGGGCGCUCUCUCUAACUGUCCAAAGCCAAGACGACGCUAUUGUUCUCCUUCACGUAGCCAAGCCCCAUGAAGGAGAGUGCAGGAGGCAGAUUGAUGGGAGAGCUCGGGAGCUUUUGCAUUCCAUGAAGAGCACGUGCCAAAAGAGAAGGCCAGGGGUACAAGUGGAGGUGGUCAUAAGAGAAGGGAGAAAUAACAAGGGUCCAAUCAUAGUGGAAGAGGCCAAGCGGCGGGAGGUGUCGUUGCUGGCGAUCGGCCAGAGGAAGCAGUCGAUGAUGUGGUGGCUGACGAGGCGGUGGUCCCGGAGGCGGCUCCGCUGUGGAGGAGUGGUGGAGUACUGCAUUGAGAAUGCUAAUUGCAUGACCGUCGGUGUGAGGAGGAAGAGUAAGAGUCUUGGUGGGUACUUGAUCACCACCAAGCGUCACAAGAAUUUUUGGCUUUUAGCUUGACUUUAAUAUAAAUAAAUAAGUACUCGCCCCGAAUCGUUUAUAAUCUAUUCGAAUUAGAAUAAGCCAUGGGGUUCGUUGCAAUUGUUAAUGAAUUCACAUAGACUUACAUAUGUUUUCCAAAUAAUAUAUAUUUCUCCCUUAAAUUUGUUGGAGUUAUCUUACAUCG